This is a messenger RNA of Trichomonas vaginalis G3, 489 nucleotides long. Its product is annotated as histone acetyltransferase HPA2 and related acetyltransferases family. The transcript has a single exon. The record is from RefSeq and is a predicted model, not a curated record. Lineage: Eukaryota; Parabasalia; Trichomonadida; Trichomonadidae. The coding region runs from base 1 to 489 and encodes 162 amino acids. Gene Ontology annotation, molecular function: acyltransferase activity, transferring groups other than amino-acyl groups.
AUGCUUCGUCAUCUUACUGUUCGCCCAGGAAGAUUCUCAGAUGGUGAUUUCGUUAAGACACAGAUUAUUAAACUAUCAUUACUUGCAGAAGGAUUCAAAACAAUGCCAAAGAUCAGAGGAAUUGAUGAAACUUGGAAGAAAAUCAUAAACGAUCCAAAAUCACCAGUAUUCAUUGCUGAAGAGAAUGGUAAGCCAGUUUGUGCAUGCACUACAUCAUUAAACUACCAAUUACACAGAGGUGGCGAGGUUUUAUACAUCCAAGAGCUCUCUGUUGAUGAAUCAGCCAGAAAAUCUGGCGCAGGAAAGGCAAUCCUUGAGGCUCUCGAAAAAUACUGCAAAGAAAAAGGUAUUGUUGCAAUUGAUCUCACUCAACCACCUCCAAAGAGCGGCUACGAUGAAAUUAGAAACAAAUUCUACCAGAAGAAUGGAUACGAACUUACCGGAAUGGGAAGAACAAAAGAAUUCCAGCAUAAUUUCGUUUUUGAAUAA